Messenger RNA from Cylicostephanus goldi, 465 nucleotides. NCBI's taxonomy places the organism in Eukaryota, Metazoa, Nematoda, Chromadorea, Rhabditida, Strongylidae. The record is from the annotation of a GenBank genome assembly.
AUGCAAAAUAUUUGUUUAGCACCACCACCAUCACCGCAGCCACUUCCGGUAGACCCAAAUCUUCCACCUGUUGAUAAAAGCGUAGAUCUAGACGGUGAUGGUCGCCUUAGCCUUCCUGAGGUACAGUAUGCAGCCUUUGUUCACCAUGGCCUCUCGAGCAAUGUAGUAAAAGGAAUGUUCAACGAGCAAACAAUAUGCUUACCUGCGCAGGUUGAUAGCAACAAGGACGGGUACUUGAAUUCAGUGGAAUUUAAUGAUAUUCGCGCAAUGGUAUUGGCAAAAGCUGAGAAUGCAGCUUUGCGAUACAUGCAGCAAACAAUAUGCUUACCUGUGCAGGUUGAUAGCAACAAGGACGGGUACUUGGAUUCAGUGGAAUUUAAUGAUAUUCGCGCCAUGGUAUUGGCAAAAGCUGAAAAUGCAGCUUUGCGAUACAUGCAGGUACUUUCGUAUCACACUCAAGUGUAG